Molecule: messenger RNA, 945 nt
Organism: Eruca vesicaria subsp. sativa (arugula)
Lineage: Eukaryota; Viridiplantae; Streptophyta; Magnoliopsida; Brassicales; Brassicaceae
Source: the annotation of a GenBank genome assembly
AUGGAUAUUGAUGUGUUUAGUGAUUGGGAGACAUCAAAAUUCGAAGAUGAAACCAUACUGCCCCCUGGGUUUAGGUUUCAUCCAACUGAUGAAGAGCUCAUCACUUACUACCUCCUCAAGAAGGUCCUUGACUCCAAUUUCUCCUGUGUCGCCAUUUCUCAAGUUGAUCUCAACAAAUCUGAGCCUUGGGAGCUUCCUGCAGAGAAGGCCAAAAUGGGUGAAAAGGAGUGGUACUUCUUCACACUAAGAGAUAGGAAGUACCCAACGGGACUGAGAACAAACAGAGCAACAGAAGCUGGUUACUGGAAAGCAACUGGUAAAGACAGAGAGAUCAAAAGCUCAAAGACAAACUCACUUCUCGGGAUGAAGAAAACUCUUGUCUUUUACAAAGGCAGAGCUCCUAAAGGUGAAAAAAGCUGUUGGGUCAUGCAUGAGUAUCGUCUUGACGGAAAGUUCUCUUACCAUUACAUUACUUCCUCCGCUAAGGAUGAAUGGGUUCUCUCCAAAGUUUGUCUGAAAAGCAGCUUUGUCAGUAGAGAGACGAAGUUGAUCUCUUCUCCUUCAGUUUCCUUCGCCGGAGAGUUCUCCUCCGGUGUCAGUUGCUCAGCUUCCUCCGUAUCUGUAAUUGCUCCGGUCAUUGAUGCCUUUGCGACUGAGCACGUGUCCUGUUUCUCCAAUACCUCCUCUGCAUCUCAUGUUGAUGCGAGCUUUCCUACUACGUAUCUUCCCGCUCCACCACCGUCUCUGCCACGUCAGCCUCGCUGCAUCGAAGAUGACGUGGCGUUUGGUCAGUUGAUGGGACUGGGAUCUUCUGGACAGUUCAACAUCGACGCAGCGUUCUUACCGAAUCUACCUUCUCUGCCUCCGACGGUUCUUCAUCCUCCUCCUCAGUCCUACGCACUGUACGGUGGCGCCGCCGUGAGUAGCUGGCCGUUUGCUCUCUAA